AUGACAAAUCCAGGCAGCCAUAAACCAUUCAAGGCACCGACUCCUCCUGUCAUUGGUAAAGUGAGUCACCAUAGCAUUGACCUGAGCUGGGAGACAGAGGAGAAUGAACCACGGACGGGCUCACCAGAGAAAUGGACCCGCUUCUCUGUAGAAGAGAUGGACCCCAAAUCCCACACAUAUGGGACUAUCUAUGUUGGGUACAGCAGUCACCACACUGUAGAAAGUUUGGAGCCCGGCACGUCCUAUAAGUACAGACUGAGAAUCACAAGACCAACUGGGGAGUCCCUCUACAGCCCGGCUGUGUCUGUCUCUACCACACGUGAGCCUAUGAGUGGGAAGAACCUCCAUCUUGCUGUCAACAUGAAUGAUGAGGAGGACAUGACCAGAGUGUUGGAGUCUGGGACAGUCAGUGUGAACGUCAAUGACAAACACGGUUUCACUCCUCUCAUGGUGUCUGCACAGAAAGGCUUUGCCAGACUGGUUCACAAAUUGGUAGAACACGGUGCAGACGUGAAUAUGAAGAACGGUAGUGGGAAAGACAGUCUGAUGCUGGCAUGUUUCUUUGGCCACCUGGACAUAGUGAAGUACCUGAGGAGAUUUGGGGCCACGUGGCAGUCCCAGGACAUGGGGGGCUGUACCCCCCUCCACUGGGCAGCUGACGGAGGACACCUUGCUGUCAUAGCCUACAUGAUCCAGGAUGGCUGUGAGGUAAGACUGGUGGACACCGUGUCCCACUGGACUCCUCUGAUGAGGGUGUCAGCGGUCAGUGGGAACCCAGCGGUGGCCUCUCUCCUCAUCAGAGCCGGGGCUGAUGUCAACACCAGGGACAAGGAUGGCAAAACACCACUUAUGGUGGCAGUGUUGAACAACCAUGAGGAGCUGGUGCAGCUGUUGUUGGACAGUGGGGCCGACCACGAUGUGAAGAACGAGUUUGGGUCAGGGGCAGCUGAAAUGGCAAAGGCCUUUGGAAGAGAGAAUAUCAUCAGUUUAUUAGAAGGACGGAAGAGUAUAGUCAGAGAUGGUAUAGUCCAUUAUUAA
Messenger RNA from Salvelinus namaycush (lake trout), 1038 nucleotides. RefSeq names its product fibronectin type III and ankyrin repeat domains 1 (gene fank1). The record is from RefSeq and is a predicted model, not a curated record. Gene Ontology annotation, biological process: regulation of apoptotic process. The transcript is spliced from 11 exons. The coding region runs from base 1 to 1038 and encodes 345 amino acids. Gene Ontology annotation, molecular function: protein binding. Lineage: Eukaryota; Metazoa; Chordata; Actinopteri; Salmoniformes; Salmonidae. Gene Ontology annotation, cellular component: nucleus.